Molecule: messenger RNA, 1025 nt
Organism: Neogale vison (American mink)
Lineage: Eukaryota; Metazoa; Chordata; Mammalia; Carnivora; Mustelidae
Gene: GPR35
Product: G protein-coupled receptor 35
Exons: 2
Coding region: 108-1025 (305 amino acids)
Biological process (GO): positive regulation of Rho protein signal transduction; phospholipase C-activating G protein-coupled receptor signaling pathway
Cellular component (GO): membrane
Molecular function (GO): G protein-coupled receptor activity
Source: RefSeq, a predicted model, not a curated record
ACACGGCAAGGAUGCGCAUUUUGUCAUCAGCGGAGUAGCCCCAAGUGUCCAGAGGGGUGGAGGACCAGGAGGAAGGGGGAGCACGUGGGCUCUGCAGCAGCGGGACCAUGAGCAACAGCACCUGUGUCUCCAAAGAGCUCACCUGGCCCCCCUUGGUCAAGACUGUCCUCUCCACCUACACGGGGCUGCUGCUGGGUCUGGGGCUGCUGCUCAAUGGCCUGGCGCUCUGGGUGUUCUGCAGCCGUAUGCGGCGGUGGACUGAAACCAGAGUCUACAUGGUCAACCUGGCAGUGGCCGACUUCUGCCUGCUCUGUGCCAUACCCUUCUUCCUACACUCCCUGAAAAAGAGGACCACAGACACGCCCUUCUGCCAGCUCUCCCAGGGCGUCUACCUGGCCAACAGGUACAUGAGCAUCAGCCUGGUCACGGCCAUCGCCGUGGACCGCUAUGUGGCCGUGCGGCACCCGCUGCGUGCCCGGACACUCCGCUCCCCUCGCCAGGCUGCGGCCGUGUGCGCGGCGCUCUGGGCACUGGUGGCCGGCUUGCUGGGGCUGCGCUGGGCCCUUGGCGUGCAGGAGGGCGGCUUCUGCUUCUCGAAUGCGUCCCGGCAAAGCUCCAACACCAUGUUCUUCUCCCUGCUGGGCUUCUUCCUGCCACUGGCCGUGCUGGUCUUCUGCUCCCUGCGCGUGGUCACCGCCCUGGGCCAGAGGCCGACAGCCAGCCCAGACCAGGCAGAGGCGACCCGAAGGGCCAUCCGCAUGGUCUGGGCGAACCUGGCUGUGUUCGUGGUCUGCUUCCUACCCAUUCACAUGGUGCUGAUCGUGGUCAUGGCCACAAGCUUGAACACCUCUGCCAUCUGCUAUGCACUCAUCAUCACAGGCAAGCUCUCGGAUGCCAACUGUUGUCUGGACGCCAUCUGCUACUACUUCAUGGCCAAGGAGUUCCAGGAGGCGUCUUCGCUGGCCUUGAUGCCCAUUGCCAAGGCCCACAGGAAUGAGAACUCCCUCUCUGUGACCCUUGCCUAG